Clavispora lusitaniae ATCC 42720 is the source of this 1299-nucleotide messenger RNA. It is a transcript of the gene HAL22, whose product is annotated as Hal22p. Gene Ontology annotation, biological process: phosphatidylinositol phosphate biosynthetic process; sulfate assimilation. The record is from RefSeq and is a predicted model, not a curated record. NCBI's taxonomy places the organism in Eukaryota, Fungi, Ascomycota, Pichiomycetes, Serinales, Metschnikowiaceae. Gene Ontology annotation, molecular function: 3'(2'),5'-bisphosphate nucleotidase activity.
AUGCUGUCUUUGUUGUUUUCCAUUACUCACGUGCUCGCACGAGACCUGAUACUGAACGAUAUGAUGUACAAACGAUUGGCUAUAGGUAUAUCGAUAAGUGCAAUUUUGAUCUCAGUUUUCAAGCUUCAUUUACCUAAUAUCACGUCACCGAUAUUUUUGGCUCGCCUAUAUUCACAUCUUCACAUUCCUUGUUCCAUGUCCAGCAUCCCCUCAAAUCAUCCUUAUCACAAGGAGUUGGAAAUCGCAACCUUAGCAGUCAAAAGAGCUUCAAUUCUUACAAAAAAGCUAAGCGAUUCAAUUGCAGCUACCCUGAAAAACGGCACCCAGAUAAAAGACGAUAAAUCCCCUGUAACUGUGGGUGAUUAUGCUGCUCAAGCUAUCGUAAACCAUGCACUUCAAUUGAACUUUCCAUCCGAUAAGAUUGUUGGCGAAGAAGAUUCCAUUUCUUUGCGUGAUGGAUCUGAUGAAGCAAAUAAAUUGAAUAGUCGUAUUCUUCAAAUCCUAGAGGAUGCCCAGAAAGAAACUGCCUCCCUCAACAAUCAAUUGGGCGACCUCAAAACUAUUGAAGAAAUUCAUUCCAGUAUUGAUUUAGGAAACUAUGAAGGCGGACCAACUGGUAGAUUUUGGGCAUUGGACCCUAUCGAUGGAACAAAGGGAUUUUUGAGAGGAGAUCAAUUUGCUGUUUGCCUUGCACUAAUUGAGGACGGCAAAGUCGUCCUCGGUGUAAUAGGUUGUCCAAACUUGGCUGAACAUAUCGUCUCUAAUGAAGAACAGACAGGCAGAAUAGGAGGUUUGUUUUCUGCCGUUCACGGCUUGGGAUCUUACUACUCGCCUUUAUUUGAAUCGAAUGAGUUCGUCCCCCUUGCUAAACAACAAAAACUUCAGAUGACUGAAGAGACUUCGCCAUCAAAAUUAAAAGUGAUGGAAGGAGUGGAAAAGGGCCACUCAGCCCACUCUACGCAGAGCCAAAUCAAGCGGGAGUUAGGCUUUGAUGAUUCGACAGUGGCGAAACAAACAAUCAACUUAGAUUCACAAGUCAAGUACUGCGUUUUAGCAAAGGGACAAGCUGACAUUUACUUGCGCUUACCUAUCAAUGACACUUAUAGAGAAAAGAUUUGGGAUCAUGCUUCGGGUAACAUUUUGAUUCAUGAAAGUGGAGGUCAAGUAGGCGACAUCAGGGGAAGUCCGUUGGAUUUUGGUAAAGGAAGAUACUUGCAAUCCAAAGGUGUCAUUGCUGCUAACAAGAAGAUUUUUGCUACUGUCAUUGAUGCUGUUGAAAAAGUUUUAAGUAAGCAGUAA